Messenger RNA from Hevea brasiliensis (rubber tree), 637 nucleotides. RefSeq lists its product as uncharacterized. The transcript is spliced from 2 exons. The record is from RefSeq and is a predicted model, not a curated record. Lineage: Eukaryota; Viridiplantae; Streptophyta; Magnoliopsida; Malpighiales; Euphorbiaceae. Bases 256 to 564 code for a protein of 102 amino acids.
CUCGUUCCUCAAAACCCUCGCUUGCUAUUAUUCUUCGCGGUGCAGCAUACAACCUCACAAGAAGAAGAAGAGCCAGCCGCCUUUCUCCAGUAGCUAAGAAGUUCGAGCUCAAGUCUCAAACAUUUGAGCUAGAUUAAUCGCUUAACUAGCAGAAAGAGAAAUCAUCUGCGCAAAAAUUAGCCUUAUGGUAUCACUUUAACGAGGAGGUUCAGGAGAUGGAGGAUGUUAAUUUCAGUGAUUCUGAGCUAGUUUAUCAUGUCAGGGAUGCUUUUGUUUCCGUCCAAUUGGACCACUGGAUCAUACUACAACUGUUGGUUUCAUCAGAAAAAGAUCUCCCAGUUUCUCUGUGCUACUGUGGAUGGAGUACAUUAUAACUCUGCUGCCACUUGCUUGGGUGAUUGGGAACUUUGUUGCUUUCUCUACCUCCUAGAUUUUGAGGCUGGUUGGAUUGUAGUGAGAGAUGGAAAGAAAAUGGCCAGAGCAGAACAUGAGGACCUGUGUACUUGUGACGAAGGUAUAUACAAUUACUACUUUUUAGCUUUUGAUUCUUCAUGUACUUGUUGAAUCUUAAGUUAAAGGUUAGGUUGUGUCAUCAAAGAUGAACAGCUUGAACAUGUCGGAAAUCUUGAGUUAAAAA